AAAUCGAUACUGGUGAAUUAUUUUUAGCCUUCCACCCACCUUCCAAAAUGUCCCUAAACCCAUUAUAAAAUCCUCAUUAAACCUCGCAUUUUUUUUGUAUCACCCAAAGUCCUUUUCCCUUCAUCUCUCUCUCUCUUCACAGAUUCCAAGCUUAUUCCCAGUAGUUUUUUAACUUUAAUCAAUGGCUGCAUCUUCACUUAUAAUAUCUCCGAGAAAGCUUCGAUCGGAUCUGUACUAUUAUUCCUAUCAGAACGACGCCAACACGCCGCUGGUGAUAUCAGUUCUCGCUUCGCUCAUCGAGAGAACAGUGGCGAGAAACGAGAGGAUUGCCAAGAACUGUCGAUGGGCAUCGAAGAGCAGGGUUUUCGAUUGCCACGAGACACCCGACAUGACGAUUCAAUCUUACCUGGAGAGAAUCUUCCGCUACACCAAAGCCGGACCGUCGGUUUACGUCGUGGCCUACGUCUAUAUCGACCGGUUUUGCCAGGCGAAUCCUUGGUUUCGAAUCAAUGCGAGAAAUGUACACAGACUUCUCAUCACGACGAUCAUGGUCGCUUCCAAGUAUUUUGAAGACGUGAAUUACAGAAACUCAUACUUUGCACGAGUUGGGGGAUUAACAACAGAUGAAUUGAAUCACUUGGAAGUUGAAUUCUUGUUCUUGAUGAGUUUCAAAUUACAUGUGAAUGUGUGUGUGUUCGAGAGCUAUUGCAGUCAUUUAGAGAGGGAAGUAAGCAUCGGAGGAGGAUACCACAUCGAGAAGACUCUGAGAUGUGCUGAAGAAAUUAAAUCGAAACAGGUUGAAGAAAGAAGAUACAAUCACAUUGCUCGCAUUUUGUUGUGAUUUUACCAUCAUUAAAUCUGGGAAUAUUCAUCCUCCCGGUUUUGCAUUUGCAAUGGGUAUGUUAUAAUUUAUA
Hibiscus syriacus is the source of this 914-nucleotide messenger RNA. RefSeq names its product cyclin-U2-1-like. Gene Ontology annotation, biological process: regulation of cyclin-dependent protein serine/threonine kinase activity. The record is from RefSeq and is a predicted model, not a curated record. Lineage: Eukaryota; Viridiplantae; Streptophyta; Magnoliopsida; Malvales; Malvaceae. The transcript has 2 exons. Gene Ontology annotation, molecular function: protein kinase binding. The coding region runs from base 182 to 841 and encodes 219 amino acids.